Molecule: messenger RNA, 1609 nt
Organism: Ziziphus jujuba (common jujube)
Lineage: Eukaryota; Viridiplantae; Streptophyta; Magnoliopsida; Rosales; Rhamnaceae
Product: two-component response regulator ORR9
Exons: 3
Coding region: 257-850 (197 amino acids)
Biological process (GO): phosphorelay signal transduction system; cytokinin-activated signaling pathway
Source: RefSeq, a predicted model, not a curated record
AAGGAAAAAAAAAAAAAAGAAAAAAAAAAGCACUUUCUUUGCUUGUUCACAAAUUAAAAAAUCAACCUAGAAGAUCCGUGAGAUUCUGAACGAAAUCUGUCGGAUCUUGCUUUCCAAACUGUCAGAUUUUCCAAAAGGAUUUUGUACCCUCCAUGAUUUUGAUGGCUUCCCCAUUUAUAACUCCCACACCCUCUUCACAAUUUUCAUCACCACCAUCACUUUCUUCAUCUUCUGGUUUCCAUAGAGAUUUUCUGAUAUGGGUAUGGCUGCUGCUGAAGCUCAAUUCCAUGUCUUGGCUGUUGAUGAUAGCCUUGUUGACAGAAAGCUCAUUGAAAGACUCCUCAAAACUUCUUCAUAUCAAGUUACUGCAGUUGAUUCAGGAAGCAAAGCUUUAGAGUUUCUGGGUUUGUUUGAAGAAGAUGAUCAACUGCUAGGUGAUCCAGAUAGCCCCUCUGUUUCCCCGAAAAAUAUAAAUCAUCAGCCGGAUUUGGAAGUAAAUCUGAUUAUCACAGAUUACUGUAUGCCUGGAAUGACUGGUUAUGAUCUACUAAGAAAGAUCAAAGAAUCUAAAUCUCUGAGAGAUAUACCAGUUGUUAUAAUGUCUUCAGAGAAUGUUCCUUCAAGAAUCAACAGAUGUUUGGAAGAAGGAGCAGACGAAUUCUUUUUGAAACCAGUUCAGAUGGAAGAUGUAAGCAAGCUUAAGCCCCAUUUGAUGAAGAGUAAAGCUAAAGAAUACCAACCAAACAUCAACAAGAGAAAAGGCAUGGAAGAAAACCAGUUAUCUGAUCAGAGAACAAGAACAAAAUAUAAUGAUUUAGAAGAAAGUUGUCUCAAUUGUUCAUCUUUCUAAAUAGUAUUUAAAUCCUGUAGAUACUUUUCUUUUUUUUCCUUCUCUUUUUCCUUUUAAUUUUUGUCCCUUUAAAGCUUUUGGAAAAUACAGGCUUAUUGGGUGCUUAGAUUAGAUUCAGUGAAGGGAAAUUGAGAGAUUUUUUUUUUCCUUUUUUUUUUUUUUUGGAUGUAAAUGCAAGAAAAAGAAAAGUAAUUCAUUCAAUUUUGAUGGCUGAUCGAUAAAAUAUUUGACUCUUUCUACAAGUUUUGUUCUCGUUUUCCUGGAACUUUCACUUGGCCAUAUAAAAUUAAACCAUAAAUAAAAAUGCUUUUUUUUUUUUUUUUUAAAAGAAAUAAAAAGCAUUUUUAAGUGGUCCUGGGUCAUAAUGGGCUUUGUGGGUGAAUCCACUAUUAGGGUCAAUUCAUUGGAGAUCCAACCCAAUAAGUUUAGAUCCAAACAUUGGUUUUUUAACAUGCCAGAGAUUUCCUAUGGAUGGUGUUAAAAUUUUAAUGGAGUGAACAAGAAAAAUUUUAUUUUUUAUUUUUUGGGUAUAAUUUUCAUACUUUUUAUAACAAUUAAUUAAUAAAAAAGGACUUUUAUUUUUGUUUGUUUUGGAAAUACAUUUAAAAGAUGAAGUUGCUUAUAAAAUUACCAUAAAAAAAACAUUUAAUUUGGUUCCAAACUCCUGCAAAUUUGCCGAAAUAUUUUGAUAAUUGAAAAAAGAAAAAAACAGCAAAAUGGUGAACAUAAGGAUCCAAAAAAAAAAAAAAAAAAGAAAAA